GCAUUACUGGACAAGUGAACAGGCACGCCGCUUUUCAAGUCUGGAGGAAGGAAAGGGAAAUACAGAUGAUGAAGAUGAAGAAUGGGUAAAGGAAGGCAAAGAUGGACAUUUGACAGAAGACAACCAUGAAGAAUCUAGUAAGAAAAUGACAUAGGAACUAAAACUCUGGCUGCCGAGGUAUUAAACCGGUUUCAAAAGUGGCUGGUAUCUCCUGAUGGUGAAAGGAAAGAUACAAAAACGGCUAAACAGCAUGUUGCGCAAGUGAAAAAUAUCCUGGCAAUUGUGGAUGAAGGAAGUCGACUUGAAUCGUUGCUGGAUGCCAUAAAGAUAAGAAACGUUUUUCUUGGUGAACAUGCUGAUGAGAAGUUGAGAAUAUUCCCCAGCCACAAUAACGUAAUACCUUACGAGUCUGCAGCAUUAUUGUUCCUACGUGCUAGGAGACUGACCAAAUGACGUUAUAUUCAACACCGAAGAUGUGAUCGUCUUACGUGAAAAAUUGAAAAGGUGGUCUUAUUCAUAUACUAAAGAAACAAUGCGACGAAGAUGGGAGAAACAUGAAGAACAUGUCAGCCUUCUGAUAACUCCAGAGAAGACAAAGGAGUUUGACGCAAGCCAGGCCUCGCGUAAUGCAGUCUUCAUCUUAGGCGAACUUGGCGGUAAUACAGUAGUUGAAAUGAAUCCAUCGAAGUAUACCCUUGUCAGGGAUUACCUCAUAGCGCACAUGAUGAUUGAUAAUGCGAAUCAUGCCGGAGUGGUUUCCUCUAUGACCGUAGAAGAGUUUCAGAGGGCUAGAGUUGAAGACGAAAGAUAUGUUGUUCGAAUUCUUAAACACAAAACCGUGGAUAGCCAUGGUCCAGCUCGAGCGGUACUAACAAAGCUCUUGUACAGCUACAUCAAUGUUUUCAUAAAGCAAAUGAGACCUAGACUUCCUGUUGCACUGUCCGAUGUGAAACAGGCGUUGUUUUUAUCAUGGUUAGGAAAUCAAAUAGAGUCAAAUCAAAUGACCGAGGCUCUUAGCUCCAUUUUCAAGAAAGCCGGGAUCAAGGGACCAGUCCACCACACUCUCUACCGAAAAAGCGCCAUGUCUCAAUGUCAUGCCCGCCAUAAGGAAAUUUCCAGCAACCUGGUUGAUCUAAUGGCGCAUCGAGAAUGCACCGCCGAGAAGUACGAUAGACUUUCCGAGAAGAACAAGUUAUCUGUGAAAGCAUCUAAAAAGCUUCAUGGCGUUAUGAGAAACUGUGAGGAAAACGAUAAAGAGCUGUGUACAAGAAAGGCAGUAAAUGAGUCCAGUGAAUGUGAACUCGUAACAGCUGACUUCCCGGGUACAGAACGAGCUCCCUGGAAAGAAGAGUCCUUACAAGCACUCCUAAAUCUAUUUGCAGAAGAAAUAUCGUUGCAAAGUGUCAUUAUGUCUUUAGUUCGA
Molecule: messenger RNA, 1423 nt
Organism: Pocillopora damicornis (cauliflower coral)
Lineage: Eukaryota; Metazoa; Cnidaria; Anthozoa; Scleractinia; Pocilloporidae
Source: RefSeq, a predicted model, not a curated record